GGGAGCACUCAAAAAUUUUAUUACCAAAACCCAAGAACACGCGUCCCCUCUGUCCUCGAGCCACCUCGGAAACGCAUCGGGCCAUCAAUCACUCGUAUCUCGUCCCCUGGAUUCACUCGUCGCCGUCGGUACACCGAAUCCUCUGACUCCGUUCACAGCCCACGUUCUUGCUUUCCCGUUCCGACCACGUCUCUCCGUCGCUUUCCUUCCCAUCGCGAUCCAAAAAACAGAGUGCUCUGGACUCCAGCGGAGGCACAUUCUCGAACACACUGAGGAGGACAAGUUCGCGGGGGCCACGAUGAACGUGGGGAACGAGAAGAUUUGGAGGGGCUCGAGCUACGACUUCUGGAAAGACGAGGAAGUCGGCGGCAGCGGCGGCGGCGGCGCGAGCGGUGCCGGGCCUAGAGUUAGUGACGGCGACGAGUUCGACUUCCGGAAGGGCGGAGAGAAGGGGUCGGGGUCGGAAGAUCCGCCGUCGAAGCUGAUCGGCCAGUUCCUGCACAAGCAACGAGCCUCCGGGGACUUCACGCUCGACAUCGAUCUGGAGAUGCAGGAGCUCAAGCAAGACGAGGACAAUGACGACGGCGACACCUUCGCGCCGCUGCCACCUUUGGAGGAGUCGCCGAUGAAGAGCCGGAACAAGGUGUCCUUCGGCGAGCCCGGCUCCAGCGAGGGCAGGACCGCCAGGGUUUCGGUGGAGAGUCAGCAGCGGCAGCAGGACGAGGGGAGCGAAGACGGGCCAGUCUUGAGGUGCACGUCGAACUCGUCGUUUCAAAGCAACAGCUCUUUCAAGAGGAAGUCGCGGCUCCUGACGGGGGCGGUGAAAAACAAGUCGAGGCUCUUGGACCCGCCGGAUCAUGCGGACAGGAGAUCGGGUCGGGUCUCGAAAUUGGGGACGCCCAAAGGGACGCCGAAACGCGGUGGGGAUGAGGACGAGGAGGACCCUUUCGCGGGGGAGGACUUGCCGGACCAGUACAAGAAGGGCAGACUCGAGCUGGUGGUCUUGCUUGAGUGGGUGAGUUUGGUCUUGAUAGUAGCUGCACUAGUAUGUAGUCUCACCAUUCCUUAUCUUAGGAAGAAGAAGCUGUGGGAUCUCAUGCUGUGGAAGUGGGAGGUAAUGGUGCUGGUGUUGAUAUGUGGGAGGUUGGUCUCUAGUUGGGGGAUCAGGAUUGCUGUGUUCUUUAUUGAGAGAAACUUUGUUCUGAGGAAGAGGGUUCUGUAUUUUGUUUAUGGGUUGAGGAAAGCAGUGCAGAAUUGUCUGUGGUUAGGGCUGGUCUUGUUGGCAUGGCACUUCUUGUUUGAUAAAAAGGUUCAGAGAGAGACAAAUAGCGAGGCCCUUCAGGUGGUGACCAAGAUCCUGGUGUGUCUCUUAGUUGGCACACUACUUUGGCUUGUGAAGACUCUUAUAGUCAAGGUCUUGGCAUCUUCCUUCCACGUGAGCACCUACUUUGAUAGGAUCCAAGAGUCUCUGUUCAAUCAGUAUGUGAUCGAGACGCUUUCAGGCCCACCGUUAAUCGAGAUGAGGAAAGCGGAGGAAGAGGAGGAGAAGAUUGCAGUGGAAGUCGAGAAGCUGAAAAAGGCGGGGGCUGUGAUACCUCCUGACCUCAAUGCGGCUGUAUUGCCAGCAAAAGGUAGUGGGAGAGUGAUAGGGAGCGGGAUAGUGCAGAAGAGUCCUAGAGGAAAGGACAAGGGGGAGGAGGGGAUCACAAUCGAUCACUUGCAUAAAUUGAGCCCAAAGAAUGUAUCUGCCUGGAAUAUGAAGAGGCUGAUGAAUUUGGUACGGUAUGGGAAUCUCACGACACUGGAUGAGCAGUUAUCAAGUCAUGAAGAUGAAUCUUCGAAUCAAAUAAACAGUGAAGGUGAGGCGAGAGCAGCAGCAAAGAAAAUUUUCCAGAAUGUAGCUCGGCAGGGAUCCAAGCACAUAUACCUAGAGGACUUGAUGAGGUUUAUGCCUGAAGAUGAGGCUGUAAAGACAAUGAGUCUAUUUGAAGGAGCAUCCGAGAGCCAGAAAAUUAGCAAAUCAUCCUUAAAAAACUGGGUGGUUAAUGCUUUUAGAGAACGAAGAGCACUAGCUUUGACGCUGGAUGAUACUAAGACAGCUGUGAACAAGCUCCAUCGGAUGGUGAACAUUCUAGUUGGCAUCCUCAUAGUCGUUAUAUGGCUCCUCAUAUUAGGAAUUGCCACGAAAAAGUUUCUGCUUCUCAUAAGCUCCCAAUUGUUACUUGUGGUAUUCAUAUUUGGAAACUCCUGCAAGAUGACAUUUGAAGCGAUUAUUUUCUUGUUUGUGAUGCAUCCAUUUGACGUCGGCGAUCGUUGUGAAAUCGAUGGGGUCCAGAUGGUGGUGGAAGAGAUGAACAUCUUAACGACUAUUUUUCUGAGAUAUGACAACCAGAAAAUAAUAAUUCCGAAUAGCCUUCUUGCUACUAAGGCCAUCAGUAACUACUAUCGAAGUCCUGAUAUGGGGGAUGCAGUUGAAUUCUGUGUGCACAUAUCUACACCAACUGAGAAGAUUGCCGUGAUGAAACAAAGAAUAACAAGUUACAUUGAGAACAAGAAUGACCACUGGUACCCUGCACCAAUGAUAAUAUUCAAGGAUGUGGAAGAAUUGAACAAGCUAAGAAUAGCAGUUUGGUUGACACAUAGGAUGAACCAUCAGGACAUGGGUGAGAAAUGGGUGAGAAGAGCCCUCCUGGUGGAGGAGAUGGUCAAGAUUUUCAAGGAGCUGGACAUCCAAUACCGAUUACUACCCCUCGACAUCAACAUCCGUGCUAUGCCUCUAGUGACCUCAACCGGCCCUCCUCCUACAUGGGCUGCACCUUCUAGCUGAGAACAUGCAAGUGUAAGGGGUUUGUUUUAGUAGAAUGGAAGAUACAAUUAUAAAAUAGAGUGAUCAUAUAUUUUACGAUGCCCAGGUGCCAGAGCAAUUUUUAUAGAAUUAGCUUUGAAUGGGAUUGGGUGUUUCGACUAUCUUGGCUAGUCUAACUCCUUUUAGUUGAGGUACAAAUGAACUGGAGUACUAGCUUUCACGGCUGAUUAAUCGCUCAA
This is a messenger RNA of Eucalyptus grandis, 3045 nucleotides long. Its product is annotated as mechanosensitive ion channel protein 6. Bases 299 to 2827 code for a protein of 842 amino acids. The transcript is spliced from 5 exons. Gene Ontology annotation, biological process: monoatomic anion transport; transmembrane transport. The record is from RefSeq and is a predicted model, not a curated record. Lineage: Eukaryota; Viridiplantae; Streptophyta; Magnoliopsida; Myrtales; Myrtaceae. Gene Ontology annotation, cellular component: plasma membrane. Gene Ontology annotation, molecular function: mechanosensitive monoatomic ion channel activity.